GCCAAACGAAGCGCUGCUGGUCAUAACAACUUGUCGAACACAGUACAACAGGAUUAUUGCAAGCGCGAAGUCGGAAACCAGCCAGCCAGCAUAUUGACAUUCUUGUUACUGCGCGCUGAGGUACCGGCAUCGAGUGGUACUCCAGGGCUUCGUUUGCAGUAGAAGUCAGUACGACCUGUCAGGCGAGGACUUAUCCAUAAGGUUGCAAGGCAUGCAAACACAAGCGCGGGCAGGCUGCGGCGGUGCUCAACUCCUGCGUCGGUGACAAGCUGCCUCCCGAUAUUAAUGCUACAACGGCGCCGGAGCUCACCGCCGAAGCGGCAGGCUCCAGCCGGAGCGCUGCAACACCAGUUUGGGGACACCGGCCGGGGCACGAAGCGAUGGUCCUCUGCUCGUGCUUACCAGGCGCAUCUUUCGAGAGCGCACUGCGCAAGGGUGACGUGGCGCUGGCGCUGUCGCACCUGCGUGACGAUCCGCUGACCGCGUGUCGCACCACCUUUGGCAAGGGCAACACCAUCUGGCACCUGGCGGGAAACAAUGGGCACGUGGAGCUGCUGCGGGCAAUGGUUGAGCUGCUGAGUGGCGUGUGGCCGCCGCCGCCGCCACUGCCAGACGAGGCGUCGGGCCGGGGUCAUGCGGGCGGCGCCAGCACGCCGUUCGGGCGGCGGUCACACCCCUUCCAGCGCCUGAGCGAUGGCCUGCGCGGCCGCGUGCCCGACCCCUCGCCGCACACGCUGCCCCACUUCGUGGGCUCUGCCAACGUGCUGGGCCAGACGCCGCUGAUGAGCGCCUGCACACACGGCCAUGCGGCGGUGGUGCAGUUCCUGCUGGACGCGGGUGUGACCCCCUGGGCUCGCGACCGGGGUCAGUGCACGGCGCUGCACUACGCCACGCUGCACGACCACGCCGACUGCAUAGCCGCCAUACUGGGGCACGGCGCAUCUGCCCGCCCGCCGCGCGGCAUGCGGCAGACCAUCAUCCGCCUGGUGGACCUGCCCAACGCCACCGGCUAUGCGCCCGCGCACUUCGCCGCCGCCGCCGCCAAGACGGCGGCGCUGCGGGCGCUGCUGGCGGGCGGGGCCAACAUCGCGGCGCGCUGCUGGCAGGAGAGCCUGGACUGGAUCAGCGGCCCUCGGGGCUCCACCCCCAUGCACCUGGCUGCACGGCGCGGCGACGUGGACAUGUGCAAACUGAUACUGCGGCACUACCUGGAGGUGCUGCGGGACGGCGGCGCGGUGGACCCGCGGCUGCACAUGGACGCCCGCGGCAUGCGGCCCGUGCACCUGGCGCUGGACCGGGGCAGCGCGGCGCUGGCGGAGAUCCUGAUGCCCUCCACGCCCCUGGGCCUCAUCUUCGAGGGCACGGACGCCGAGGUGCGCCUCUACAACGUGCCGCGCCUCAAGGCACUGGCGGCGGCGGCGCUGCAGGGUGCUCUGCUGGGGGAGAUUACGGCGCUGGAGGUGGAGGCAGAGGACCGCCGCCGAGUAGUGGCGGAGGCGGCCGUGGCGGCGGCGCGAGCCACGGCGGCGGGCGGCGGCGCCGCCGCCAUCGGCGCCAUCGGCGGCGGCCUUGACGGCCCGCUGGGCAGCUUGGUGGGCACGGGCGGCGUUGGCGGCGGCGGCGCUGGCGGCGAGGGCGGCCUGUCUCGUGCGCCGUCACUCUUGGCCACUGUGAGUCAGGCCAUUGACGGGCUACGUCGCCAGUCGCUGCACUCAGUCCGCAACAUCAAGGAGCGGCUGAGGCGCAACAGCCGCACGCCAGCUGGCAAGAGCACCGCCGGCGGAGCCGGCCCUGGAGCCGGCGGCGGCGGAGCCGGCGCCGCCGAGGACGGCGCCGCCGGCGACAUCGGGAGCGCGGCUACGGCGCGGGUGGGGCCGGAUGGCUUCUUCCAACCGGGUUACGCGGCCAGUGUGUACAGCAACAGUGUGUACGGCAAUGGGCAGUCCCUGUACGGCGUGAUCGGCGGCUCGGGGUACGACUCGGCCCAUCCUGGCGGCGGCGGCGGCGCGGGGUCAGUGUACGGCACCAGCGUUGUGGGCGGCUCUGCGUACGGCAAUGUUGCCUACAGCGGCAACAAUGCCAUGGCAUCCGUCGGGUACGUCGCCUCGCCGGAACCAAACUUCCGAAACGCCGGCGGGCUGACUCGUCCAAUGGCGGGCGCGGGGCCGGCAGCGGGCGCGGGUGGUGUGGAAGCUGUGGACGCAGCGAUGGCGGCAGCGGCGGCGGCGGCGCGGGCGUCUGGUGCUGUUCCCACAGAAGGUGGGCGAAGGAGUCGGAGCCGCUCGGUGGGCUCUAAGGCUGACGGCGACAGCGGCGGCACUGACGGCGGCAGCGGGCGGGCGCUCGAGGAGGGUGUGUGUGACGCGCCGCAGGUGCCCAGACGCGUGUCGCCCGUUCGCGGCUCGUCGUUUGAGGGGGAGGUUAGGGCGCCACCGCAGCCGCCCGCGCAGCCGGGCCUCGCUGUGCCGCCGCCGUGGCUGACGGCCCCGUCACGGGCUGGCGGCGCCGCCGCCGAGGCCGCCGCCGCCGCCGGCGGCGGCGCGGGCACGGGCACAGGCGCGGGGCUGGGGCUGACGUUCGGCGGCAGUCCGUUGCAGCUGCCGCCACUGGCGCCGCGGCAGUCCCAGUCGUCGCUGCCCCAGCUGCCGCCGCCGCAGGCGCCAGCAGGCAUCUCGCCCUUCGCGAUGCCCGCAGCGCAGCAGCAGCAGCAGCCGUACCACUCGGGCGCGCGCAGCCGCGUCGCCGGCGGCAGCCCAUUGCUGGGCUGCAGCGGCAGUGUGGAGGCCUGCGGCACGCCCGUCAGCGCCAUUGCGAGCAUGGCCGCCGCCGGCACCGCCGCGGCGCGGCAGUCGGGCACAGCCCUGCAGCACCUGCAGCAGCCGACGGGUGGCUCGUCACCGCUGGCCUACCGUGGCAGUGGCGCUGGCGGCGGUGGGGGCGGAGGCGGAGUUCUGGGCUCGGCAGGCGCCGGCGCCGCCGGCACCGCAGCCGCCGCGGGCGUGGCUCUGGGUGCGGCUAUUGGCAUGGGCUUGCAACCCGUGGACGAGGGCGGGCCAGGUGACGAGGCCGAGGCGGCGGUGGGAAGCUACUCUCGGGCCGUGGCGGCUCGCGGCGGCGGCGGCGGCGGCGGCGGCGGCUUCCUGGAUGUUUGGCCUGAGCCGCCGCUGCCGCCGCUGCCGCCGCUGGCGACCGCCGCCCGCGCGCCGUCGGGGCCGCCGUCCGCCAAUGUGGGCGCGGCCGUGGUCGACGCGGCAGCGGGCAUGCGUCGCAGCAACACUGGAGGAGCGGGCGGCGGCGGCGGAGGAGGCGCCACGUACAGCACUGACCUUGUGGGCGGGAGCCCGGUGUUUGCGGGCAGUCCCACGGGCGGCAGCCCCCGCUCGCUGCGGGGCAGCUAUGCAGGUAUGGGCGCCGGGGCCGGGGCCGGCGCCGGGGCGGGCGCUGGCCUCGUCGGCACCUCAAGCGGCCUACACAGCGCCCACAGCGGUCGUCUGGAGCAAGCGGCAGGAGCUCCCGGGGGCGCGGGGGGUGCGGGAGGAGGCGGAGGUGGAGGCAACCUGCUCGCGAGCAUCCUCAGCGCCUUUGGCGGUGGUGGUGGUGGCGGUGGAGGUGGUGGUGGUGGCGGGACAGGAGGUAGCCCGGUGGCCAGCCGGCGCGGCAGCGGCCGCCUGCAGCGGCAGGGAUCCAACCCCACCUCGGCGACGGGCGGCGGUGCGGUCGCUGCCGGCGGCGUGAUCGGCUCGGACACGUCCGAGGACUACUGCGGCAUUUGCUUCGAGCGGCCCGUGCUCAUAUUCAUCAAGCCCUGCCACCACUACCUUUGCGCCGAGUGCUCACGCGAGGUGACGCGCAUGGUGGAGACCCAGGCGCCGCAGUGCCCCUACUGCCGCGGCACCGUGCGGGGCUUCGGCUGCUGAGCACCGCGGGCGCUGGCGUCCAGCGAGCGAGGAGCUGUGCCAGUAGCCGCGGGAGCUGGCGCUGAGCGAGGAGCGGUGCAAGGUGGCGACUGGGGCAGCGACGCUGACGGGUACCGCACCGUGCCCUGUCAGGUCAUCAGGUGACGUGCAACAACACCGAGCUAGAGCUAGUAGAAAAAAUAGGUCAUGGGCUCAUGGGAAUUUUGCAAGGAACGCAUCGUGCAGCAGCAGGAUGGUGCUUUGGUAUCAUUAUUUGCAUUGCCAUGUCCAAUGCCGGUGCGCCUGAAGGCGGCUAGGGGUGCUGAGCACGCGUUCAGGAGUGCAGCAGGGCGCUGGCGUGCUGCAGCGGCGCACGUACACGUGUGCCCGGUGCAGUGCGGUGCAACUGGGUGCAGCAGGGGAGCGCUGCGUGCGUGCGCCUGCGGGCUCAGCCUGACUAGGGCCUAGUCAUUAGUCAUUAGUCGAGAGCUUGGCAGCGGCUGGGCAAGUAGGUGGCAGGUGGGUCAGUGCGGUGAGCUCAGUGCGCGCCGGGAAAUGCGGGAAGGCAGGCCAUGCUGUGGGCGGUGCUGCACAGGCUGCGAAAGCCGUUGCAGGUGGCCGGUGUGCAUACAUGUUGGGUCUGAGGAGGCAGAGGCUGCGUCCGUGGGCGGAACAUGUCGCGGACAUGACGUCGGGACACAGACUGGCACGUCGGAGGUUGGCAUGUCAUUUACAUGGUACAGUCAGAUGAGGGACCAUACUACCGGUGUUCGGCCUGCUCUGGUUGGCUGCCGAACUUUCCAGUGUUACAUGUCCGCGGCCUUUUCAUCUUCGCCUGGUCUCGGGUUAAACGGGAUC
Messenger RNA from Chlamydomonas reinhardtii, 4754 nucleotides. RefSeq lists its product as uncharacterized. The record is from RefSeq and is a predicted model, not a curated record. Lineage: Eukaryota; Viridiplantae; Chlorophyta; Chlorophyceae; Chlamydomonadales; Chlamydomonadaceae. Gene Ontology annotation, molecular function: protein binding. Bases 381 to 3917 code for a protein of 1178 amino acids. The transcript is spliced from 11 exons.